AUGACUGCCUGUCUGUCUUCAACCCCAGGAGCUGAGUUAGUCAUCCCAGUACUUCAGGAUCCAUUAGCACCUCUCGUAGCUACUUGUGCACCCUUCAUUCCCACUCCCUCAACCCACCACCCACCCCUGACCAUUAUUGAGACCACCAAAGAGUCCUUGUCCAAGGCCACUGAGGCGGGGGUACCUUGCUUGUCGGACCGAGGCAGCGAUGAUUGUGAUGAUGAUGGCUUGGUGAUAUCGGGGUCUGGCUCUGGGGAAGCGUUCAAGUCUAACCUGCCCCCUACUGGUGAUGAAGAUUUUUACACGACCUUCUCCUUGGUAACAGCUAAGACCUUAUCCACGUCAGGCUUUGAAGGUGGCUACGAGACUUUUAGACAUAACAAACCUUCAAUCUCCAGACGCAGUAGGACUACCACUACCGCCAUACUAACCGCCGACCAGAGCCCCACCACCGCCACCUCUGCCUCCACCGCAACCCUCCACAAUGCUCCGGCCAAACAGCCGGCUGGCAUAAUGAAUAACCGCGAGCUAAAACCCCAGCCCAACCUAGUGUUGCUUCCAUUGCCCACAACUUUUGAGGUAGACAGCAGCAAGCUGAGGGGCCCAUUAAUAACCUCCCCAAUGUUCCGUAAUAUACCCACAGCACUCCCCACAGAGCCGGGCGUCAGGCGAGUUCCAGGGCCCUCGGAAGUGGUCCGUGAAUCUAGCAGCACCACCGGGAUGGUCAUCGGAAUAGUGGCGGCCGCUGCCCUGUGCAUCCUCAUCCUUCUGUAUGCCAUGUAUAAGUACAGGAACAGGGAUGAAGGCUCCUACCAGGUGGACGAAAGCAGGAACUACAUAACCAACUCAGCUGUGCAAAGCAACGGCGCUGUCAUGAAGGACAAACAGCAGAGUUCGAAAGGCAGCAACAAGAAGCAGAAAAAUAAGGAUAAGGAGUAUUAUGUGUGACUGUGAGACUUUCGUGAAGACGAGAGAGUGAAGAAAGAAAGCACUAAGAGAACAAUGACUUUUCCUUGCAAGGAGCUAUGACACAUGAUGGUAUAACAUGGAACUUGAAUAAUCGCAUACUGUGCUGAGUAGUUGAACUGAUAUGUACUGUAAUAUAAAGCACACUUACUAUUGUAAGCAUAACAACAAGGCUAAAUAGCAACUUUAGAGACCUUACUCUUCUAUCUGGUCAGAGACAUUAUCAGUAUAGAAAUAUUUCACAGCUACAUCAUUCUCCCAAGUGACUUUUAGAGCUAUGUGAUCCUUGGCAUUAAACAAAAAACUUUUUUUGUAAACUUGUUAAUUACAAAAGGCUCAUAAUCUUAUACAUUUUCAGCAUGUAAGCAACAUGUAGUGCUUAACAAGAGGGUCAGGCACACCAUCAUUGUAGAAGUAAAAAAAGACUCUUGCUGUAUCAGAGUAUGACACAUUUUUAUGUUUUAUACAUAAUACAAGUUUGGUGUCUAACUUAUAUUUGCUUUAAGCAAAAGGGAAAAAAUGACAAAAAGAACACUAAGAAAAGAAAACUAGUUCUGUGUAUAAAAUGAUUCCAAGUAAGGAACUUGCCAGGGGCAAGAUCUCCUAAAAUCUUUUUGCUCUGGCAUCCGAUUCACCACAAUUAUUUUCAUUGUUUGACAGAAAGAGUGACUCACGUUGUGGGAAGAAGUGGCCGCUCUCUAGGUAAAAAGCAACUGAUUGUAAAAUGCAUGCCAUCCUAAUUCUACAGUAAAGUUCAGUGCAGUAAAAGUCCAGCAUACAGUGUUCAACUUGGACCAUGUUCUCUUAAUUAAUGCCAAAAAGUUGUUCACUAUCAGAGCAGAAUUCCUCUCAAAAAUGUUAACCAUGGAAAAAACGGUCUUUUAAAAAAAAAAAAA
Messenger RNA from Etheostoma spectabile (orangethroat darter), 1862 nucleotides. RefSeq names its product neurexin-3-beta-like. The record is from RefSeq and is a predicted model, not a curated record. NCBI's taxonomy places the organism in Eukaryota, Metazoa, Chordata, Actinopteri, Perciformes, Percidae.